Molecule: messenger RNA, 5181 nt
Organism: Cryptomeria japonica (Japanese cedar)
Lineage: Eukaryota; Viridiplantae; Streptophyta; Pinopsida; Cupressales; Cupressaceae
Exons: 5
Coding region: 293-4471 (1392 amino acids)
Molecular function (GO): protein binding; metal ion binding
Source: RefSeq, a predicted model, not a curated record
CUUCCACACCUAAUUAGUAAUGGUGUACAACUUUUUAUCUUCCAUCUAUCUUUUUCCAUUCAAGUGUUCCAGCUGAACUUAUUAUGGAAAUCUAAGGAAAGAUCAUCAUCUGUUGCAAAGAAAUCAGGAAGGAAAUCACCCCAUAGUCUACAGGUAUGUUGCUUACAUGCAACGACAGGAAGGGAAGGGGUCACCGCUGCAGUCAACAUAUUUUGCCCCCUUCCAUUGCUUCUUAAUAAAAUAUAUAUUCAUUUAUCAUUUGAGAAGACGUAGCAGGAGAGGCUAAGAAAAGAUGUUAGAGAAAAUAGGAUUACCAGCGAAGCCAUCGAUUCGAGGAAGAACAUGGGUAUUAGAUGCUUCGCACUGUCAAGGUUGUUCGUCUCAGUUUACCUUUUUCAAUCGCAAGCAUCAUUGUCGCAGAUGUGGAGGCUUGUUCUGCAACAGUUGUACACUGCAGAGGAUGUAUUUACGUGGCCAGGGAGAUCAACCCGUAAGAAUUUGUAAUCCUUGCAAGGAUCUUGAAGAAGCUGCACGGUUUGCAGCACGUCAAGGACGCAAAAACCAAGCACCAAAAGGUGGCUCAAGAACAUCUGCAAAAUCUGAUGAUGAAGUAAUACAACAUAUCCUUGGCACUGAUGGGAAACCUGAAAGCUCAGCAGACAUUAACUCUACUGGAGAUGAUCACUCAAGUGCUGCAGCUGAUGCUUCAAAUUCUAUGUUGCAGGAAGGUGAUGACUCAAAUCAGAGUGGAAAGUUUGAGUUAUCUGAAAGCAGCUCCCGGGAUGGCACUAUCCAUGAUAAUGUUGAGAAGGAUUCCUCUACACCUGAAGAAUUGCGGCAACAGGCCCAAGAGGAGAAGAAAAAAUAUCAUGUUCUUAAGAAAGAAGGAAAGAGUGAAGAAGCACUACAAGCAUUCAAACGGGGCAAGGAGAUUGAACGGUGUGCUGAAGCUUUAGAGUUAUCUUUGAGAAAAAGUCGUAGAAAGGCUGGUUCUUUUACAGUAGGCACUAUGGAGUUAAACCAAGAAGAACUUGGAGAUCCAGAAAGGAAGGCUCUAGAUAUAUCCAAGGACGGUGAGGAAUUGGACUUGGCUAUAGAAGUACAGAAAAGGAAAUCAACAAUACGAGGAAAGGAUAAAAUUGAUGACAUAUCUAGUGAACUAAAAGAGCUGGGAUGGUCUGAUGCUGAUUUGCAGGAUGUGGAUAGAAAACCAAGCAAGAUGACUCUGGAUGGUGAAUUGUCCAGUCUAAUAAGGGAAUCUCAUAAUUCUAAAGCAAACAGCCCCGGGAUUGAAUUUGCUAGCAGUAUUGAUCGCACACAGGUACUUGCACAUAAAAGAAGGGCCCUUGCACUAAAGCGUGAAGGAAAGCUUGGAGAAGCAAAGGAAGAGCUGAAGAAAGCUAAAAUCCUAGAAAAGCAACUGGAAGAACAAGAGAUGAUUGGGCAGGAUGUAGAAUCAGAUGAUGAGCUUGCUGCACUGGUACGUGGCUUGGACAGUGAGUCAAAAGGAGAAGCCCAUCCAUUGGGAGGGCUGGGUGUAAAGUUUGGAGAAGAGUCAAUUUUUGAUCCAAGCCAUAUUACAACCAUGGCAGGUGAAUUUGAUGAUAAUUUAGGUAUUGAUGUGACCGAUGAUGAUAUUAAUGAUCCAGAAAUUGCUGCAGCCUUGAGAUCCAUGGGUUGGCAAGAGGAGGAUUCAGAACAACCAUUGUCUGUGCCUGGGGCCAGUCUAUAUUUUGAAAACAGUACUAGGUCGUCAACACAAUCUCUUGUAGAUGCAAAAUCCAAUUCUUACCAUGAUAGAGCUGCUUUACAGCAAGAAGUGUUAUCCCUUAAGAGAGAAGCUCUUGCCCUAAAGCGUGCAGGUAAUGUUGCUGAGGCAAUGGAACAGUUGCGGCAAGCUAAGAUGCUUGAAAAAGAGCUGCAAAACAUAACAUCACAGCACUCAGUGCAUGACACUGAUUUAAAGUAUGAUGUUUCUAAUCAUGUGGAUCCUAGAAUACCUGGAUCAGGAAAUGUAGGUAAAAAGUCACACUUAGCAGAAACGAAUGUAAGUUUAAUGAAUUUACAUGAUGAAGAUGGUGAGUCAAUUGAGGUAACUGAUGAAGAUAUGGGGGACCCUGAGCUCGUCAAAGUGCUAAAAGAUGUGGGUUGGCAGGAAGCUGAGCAAGAGAGUGUUCCAAGAAAAAAAUCUGAAACUGUGCUAUCUGGCCAAAAUUCUUCAGUGACAUCUCCACUCAAAACAAAAACAGAGUUGCAGAAGGAACUAUUAGGCAUUAAAAGGAAGGCUCUUUCCCUUAGACGGGAUGGGAGAAUUGAUGAGGCAGAUGCAGAGUUGAAUAGAGGUAAAUUAUUAGAAAAGCAAUUGGAAGAGACGGAAGCUUUGCAGAAGACUAAAAGUACACAGGCAAGCAUAUUGUACAAUAACUCUAAACCAAGUCGAAAAGAUAGAGGUAGUGAUUUUAGGGUAUCAUCACUUAUAGAGGAAGAGGAUGACAAGUUGAUUGAAGUAACUGAAGAAGAUAUGGUGGAUCCUGAACUUUUCAAACAGUUAAAUGGCCUUGGAUGGCAGGAAGCUGAUCAAGUGGGAGUCUCAAGAAAUUCUGAAAAUCAGAACAUUCUUUCAGCACAGUCUGGUAAUAAGUCAUCAUCAGCAUCUCCAUUCCAGAUGUCAAAGUCCAAAGCAGAGCUGCAGAAGGAACUAUUAAGGCUUAAAAGGAAGGCUCUUGCUCUUAGACGUGAAGGGCGGCUUGAAGAGGCAGAUGCAGAGUUGAGUAAAGGAAAAUUUUUAGAAAAUCAAUUAGAAGAUAUAGAAACACUACAGAAAAGUCAUAAUACUCAAGCAAGUAUCUUGCAAGACAAUUCUAAACCAAGCCAAAAAGGAAGAGUUAGUGACUCAAUAUCGUUAUCUUUUAAAGUGGAUGAAGAUGCUGGAAGAGUGAAAAAACAAGAUAUGCAUGACCCUUCCAUGCUUGCAGCAUUGAGGAGUACAAAUUGGAGAAAUGACAGUGACAACGGUAAUGAAAUGAAAGUUUCACCAACCCCUCAUCAACCCCUUGAUGCAGUUCCUGAGGCUUUUACUGACCCAAGCAAUGCUAGAGGACUAAAGACAUUGGAAAACAAGAGAACUUCUAUUACUGGCAAAUACGAUGACAUUCAAGAUACAUUCUUGCCAAAUAAUGUAAAAGGCGAACCAAAUAAAAAUAUUUCAUCAGAGAAGCAACCCCCAAAUGUUAUUGAUUUGCUUACUGGUGAUACAUGGAAAGCUCCUCCUUUGGAACGAGUAGAAAACUUGGUAAACAACAGGGAUAAUGAGCCAGUGAAUGAUGCUAUACCUAGCACAAGUGACAUUUCCAUAGGGACAACAAGCAUAUCCAAAGUUCAGGUGAAGGUUAACAGUGGUUCUGGUGGUAAUCCAGAACAAAACAUUCAACAUGCCUCAGCUGAAGAGAAGGCAAAGUCUGUGAUGCUGAAUGCUAGUGAUGUUUCCAGCAUGACAAACACCACUAAGUGCAAUGCAGAAACUACAGAGAUUUCUGCAUCUUCAAUUGCUCCCCAAAUUCAGGACUUGCAACAAGAAAUAUUAUCUCAUAAGAGGAAGGCUCUUGCACUGAAAAGAGAGGGCAAGUUAGCAGAGGCUAAGGAGGAGCUACAUCUUGCCAAGUUACUACAAAGGGAAAGAGAGCUUGAGGGCAAUAGCGGUAGCCAAGUGUCAUCAUCAUCUCCAUCUCCAUCUCCAUCUCAUACAGUCAAUGCUUCUGAACAGAUAAUAAAACCACUAGAAGAGGCCAUCCCAACUGUAGAGUCUUCUCAAACACCUAUGAAAUUUGUUCCAGCUUUGUUCUCUGAUAGCACCCGAGUUUCAUCCUCUGGUAGUGAAGCUGAUGUUUCCUUAAAGAAGCAACAAAUCCAUAAGCAAACCCCAACCAAAGAUCGCCUAAAGUUGCAGCGGGAGUCACUCGCACAUAAAAGGCGUGCUCUUGCUUUGAGACGUGAAGGAAAAGUGGAAGAAGCCGAGGCUGAAUUUGAGCUAGCAAAGUCUUUGGAGAGUCAGAUGGAUGAAUUAGCUGGUAACAACUCACAAGUUCAUCAUUCCACUGUUGGUAUUGGUAGUGAUGAUGGGAGUCUAGUAGAUAAUAUUCUUGAUCCCCAUUUGUUGUCUGCCUUGAAAGGAAUUGGCUGGAAAGAGAGUGAUAUCUUUAGCCAGGUGCCAACUAAAGGAUUAGAUGCCAAAAACAAAGGGCAUGAAUCUAUAUCUAACUCUGUUCGUAGUAACUUUGGAAAUGAGGCGCCACAAGUAAAUGUACAACAAACUUUAGGUUUAAAAGAAGAAAGGUCUCAUCUUGAAGAAAAAAUAAAAGCAGAAAAACUGAGGGCACUUAAUUUGAAACGAGCAGGUAAACAAGCUGAGGCGUUAGAUGCACUUCGUGGAGCAAAGCAGCUUGAGAAGAAGCUACAGUCGUUGGCUGCUUAAAGCUCUCCUAUACUUGGAUCUAUGUCAAAGUCUGAAUACAGAGGAAUUUUUCCAAAUGAUGUACUCUUGUGAACCUCUGUGGCCUGUGUGAGAGAUAUGCAUGAUAUGGCAUAUAAUUCCAUAAUGCUUCUUUUCAUAUAGCAUUAUGCAAUCAUGCAGUGUGUUUAUUGGAAGAGACAAUGAGAACCAUGAUUAAAUGGACAAAUUUAUUCCAACAGGAUUCUGUGUUUUGGUAGAUCCUAGAGGUAAUCAGGCUAUGGGCAUAAAGGAAAUAUCACACUUUGAGAAUCAUUUUGUAAGUAAACAACCUUUCUGAUUGUGAUUUGUGAGAAUGGUGGAUGGUGCAGGGAAUUUGGCCUUUUUGCAUGGGCUAGAAUUCCAAACAAAAUCUUGAUUUUGUGGAGAAAUGAAUAUGAAACUAAAAAAGAGGGGAUUUAUUUCAACAUUUGUUGAAAUGUUUCUUGUACAUUCAUCAAGCUCAGUGAAACUAAAAGUGUGGUUUGCCUACAAGUCAUUGUUUCUUUAUUUUCUGGUGAGUUAUGCUCAAUGUGGCCUUCCAUCGUUUGUAUGGUAUGUUCAUCAUCGUCAGUCAAGGAUUUGCAAAUUAUCAAUUUGAAUUGAACUAUAUAUUGCUAGGCAUUUUACCUUCCCCCACUUUUAUGAAUAUGAAUGGGGAGGGAGGCCUUAUGAAAAUUGAAUUAUUGUUAUUA